AUGGAUGCUAGAGUAAAGGAACUGCUUAGUAAAUCGUGCGCUGCAGCUGCACCAUGGGAGGCGGCCGUGCAAGUCGCCUCUUCGCUCCUGCGAUCCAGCAGCGGCAGUCCCCAUGAAUUCUCUCUCAUUUACGCGGCGGUGGGGGAAUGCAUGCGCGUGUGUAUUCGACACCGCAAGGCGGCCGAUGCUCUAUGCGUGUACGAGUUGCUUAGCCGCUCAGGACACCUCGUGGGCGCGGAGCGUCACCCGCGACCGCGUUCGUCCUCUGGGGUUGCAGGCGUGGAGUCCUUGCAGAGUCUCUCUGUCGACGAGCUGGCUUUGGUGGCGCUGCAGCAGCAGCCUCAUCGUGCACACCAAAGCAGAAUUCUGGCGCAGAUGAUAGCGGCCGAAGGCGAGGACGUGGACUACGCCCGUAGCGUGGCGGCGGCGGUGCGCGGGCGAGCCGCGGCGCCCAACGCAUUGCCCUUUGACGGCGGUGCGUGGGCCUCCGUCAAGGUGAACGGCGGCUUUAAGGGGGCGUUGCACUUCCCGUUGCCGGGGCUGACGGAGCUGACGGAGGCCGAGCAGUUUCGCAUCCUGCUUCAACAGGGCAUGCAGCUCCUUCGCGAGACCCGGUACUCCCAGCAAAGGCUGGGGCUCUACUAUCUUUUUUCGCAGAUGCGCCGCGUUGUAGACGACAAACGCCUUUCCUCACAGGUUGAGGUGGCCCCGCUUCUGCGCAUCGGCCGCGCAGUGCUGGAUCACCCCUUUGUCUUUGCAAAGCCAUCCACCGAGGACGCUCGGCGGCAGCUGCUUUUCGAGGAUUUUGGUAGUCUGGCGCUUCUCAAGGGCCUGAGCGAGGUGCAGCGGGCGAAGUUGAUGGCGCUUGAGGCGACGGUGGAGCCUCUUCGGCCGCUGUGUAAGGAGCCGCUGAGGUUCAUGCAGUCGUUGGCCGCGUCGUGGGAUACGUUGCUCGUGCGGCGGGUGGCUCUCACUUUGGUGCUGCCGAGCGAAGCUCACGACGUUCUUCCACGCAGUAGGGCCCAGGCCCGUGUGAGUGGCCGUAGUAGUGGUGUCGCGCACUGUACUCGCGGCGGUGGCAGUAGUAGUGGUAGUUGUAGUGGUGGUGGCCGCUGGCGCGAGGAGCGGCGGCUAGAAGACGGGUUGACCGCAGCCGCGUGGACAGAGGCGUCCGGCGAGCUUUUUGGCGGGGCGGGGGUGCACGACGCGGCGGCGCGGGUGGAGCUGCUUCUCAACCGCCGCCUGCACCACAACAUCGUCGUCCCUGACACCGCCUUCCUCCUGCAAAACACGAAUCAGCUGUUGCAGCUUUCGCGGCAUCGGGAGGUGGUGGUGCCCCACUCCGUCUUCCUGGACUUGGUACACUCUGCGUUGGAUGAUGAGGGCCCGCGUCGCUUCCACUCCCGCCGUGUGUUGCUCUCGCUGAUGCAUGCAACCACCACAGCAGCAAGCAAGAAAACGUUGGGGGACCUCCACGCCGCACUGGACCCGUACGCUGUUCACACGAGGCGAAGUCAAGGCGGUGUGACACUUUUAGGACUUCAAGACGAGGUGUUUCUUCUUGAGGAUAGCCACGAGCGUUUUUUCUUGGCCGAGGAUGCCCUUGCCGGAGAAGAGCUGGCGGGGGAGCCCAACAUCGGUAGCUCCAGCCUCAUCAGUGUGCUGGUGGCGAAGCAGCUAGCAAAGCUGGUCUCUUCCACCUCCGGUUACGUGACGUGUAGGGGCGCCUUGGACAGUGCAAGCGAGGUUGACACUUUAGUGGCGGGCGUCCUUGCGUCCAUGAAGGAGGAGGCUGAGGCUAAGAGUGGCCACGCGGCCCGGACCAGCAUUCGUGGGAAACCGGCGCCUCUGUUCAAAUCCCGCUCACGCUCCUUUUGGGCUCGUACGCCUGUGGUGCUGGCGACCACGAGUGACGUCACCCGAAGAGUCGCUUUCAUGGUUGGCCUUUCGAUGUUUCCCGCGGUGGAUAUCGUGUAG
This is a messenger RNA of Trypanosoma conorhini, 1977 nucleotides long. RefSeq lists its product as uncharacterized. Lineage: Eukaryota; Euglenozoa; Kinetoplastea; Trypanosomatida; Trypanosomatidae. The coding region runs from base 1 to 1977 and encodes 658 amino acids. The transcript has a single exon. The record is from RefSeq and is a predicted model, not a curated record.